AUGCGAGUUAUUAUAUUGUUCUUAUUUCCUUUCUUAUUAAAUUCUACAUUUGCCUAUAAUAUUCUUAUAUAUUCUCCUGCUUUUGCAACAAGUCAUAUGAAUUUUAUGGCACAUUUAGCAGAUACUCUGACAGAAGCUGGACAUAAUGUCACAUUUUUGGUCCCAAUGUCUGAUGAAAAACUUCGAGAUCGCAUUAAAGUUCAAACAAAAAAUAUAAUAAUUGUGGAUCAAGAUGAGAUUCAAAAAUCGAACAAAUGUUCAGGAAUGAAUAAAAUGAUGCAAUCACUCUGGACUCAUAUUGAUAGUCCUGAAACAAAUCGAGCACGAUUCAAAUUAUUUGGGAAUCAGACAGUUGAGACAUGUGCUAAUUUAUUGAGAAAUUCAGAGAUUUUCGAGAGGUUAAGAAAAGUUGGAUUUGAUGCUGCAAUAACUGAAUCAUUAUCAAUAUGUGGAUUGGCAUAUUUUAAAAAGUUAGGAAUUGAUAGAACUAUCAUUGCAACAUCUUGUACGAUGUUUGAUAAUAUUAUGCAAUUAAUUGGUGAACCAGAUCAUCCAUCUUAUGUUCCAGGUAUUUUGUUCGGAGAGAGGCUUAUCAUUAUCAGAUAAUUUUCAGCAUUGCAAUCGUUGUAUACUGAAAAAAUGAAUUUAUACCAGAGAUACCAGAAUUCUAAAUACAGUAUUUCUCUUCAAAAAACCAUGCGUGAAAUUUUCGAUCUGGAAAUUCAACUAUUUUCAAAAUGGGAUAUUUCAAAUUGGCAUGAUUUUUAUUCUGAAACAUCUCUGGUUUUUGUAAAUUCAAAUCCAUACAUCGAUUUUCCUCGUCCAAUAAUUCAGAAAACAAUUGCAAUUGGAGGAAUUAGUGUAAAUGUUGAUAAAAUUAAAUCACAAAAAUUAUCAGAAGAAUGGAAUAAUAUUUUGGAUAAAAGAUCUCAAAAUAUGUUGAUUUCAUUUGGAAGUAUUGCAAAAUCAAUGGAUAUGCCAAUUGAAUGGAGAACUAAUAUUUUGAAAGUUAUUGAAACAUUUCCAAAUGUAACUUUUAUUUGGAAAUAUGAAUCUGAUGAAUUGAAAUGGGCUAAUGAUAUUGAAAAUGUUGUAUUUUCGAAAUGGACACCACAAACUACAUUGUUAGGUUGGUUGAGAAAAAACUUCGCAGUUCAAAAAAAUGAAACUAUUCAAAAACAUUGUUUAGGUGACAAACGAGUUACGGCAUUUUUAACACACGGUGGUUUGGGAAGUACAAAUGAAUUGGCUUAUCUUGGAAAACCGGCAAUAAUGAUUCCAAUUUUUGGGGAUCAAAUGAGAAAUGCAAAUAUGCUCGAAAGACAUAAUGGAGCAAUCAAAUUAUCAAAAUUUGAUUUGGCGAAUUUUGAAUUGGUGGAAAAAUCAAUCAAUAAUAUUUUGAAUGAUGAAAAAUAUUUCAAAAAUGCAGAAAAAUUGGCACAUUUAUUAUCAAAACAACCAAUGAAACCAAAAGAAACAGUUAUAAAAUAUGUUGAAUUUGUUAGUGAAUUUGGACCAUUUCCAACAAUGGAUCCAUAUUCAAGAAAUAUGUCGAAAAUACAAAUUUAUAUGUUGGAUAUUUAUUUUAUUAUGUUUUUAUCAUAUUCUAUUCUACUUUUUGCAUUUCUAGUUUUUGGUCGAUUUUUGUAUAAUUAUUUGAAUUUUAGAAUUCUAUUUUACAGAAAUAAGAUUGAUUGA
Messenger RNA from Caenorhabditis angaria, 1698 nucleotides. The record is from the annotation of a GenBank genome assembly. NCBI's taxonomy places the organism in Eukaryota, Metazoa, Nematoda, Chromadorea, Rhabditida, Rhabditidae.